AUGCGCGUCUCUUACAUUUUUCCUUCGAUUGCGCUCCUGGCCCCGGCUUUCCUGUCCUCAGUUCAAGCCAGCGGAGCUAUCACAGAGUCCAUGUCGUCUCACGACGACUUUAUCAUUGCCGAUGGUUACGGCCCCGACAGAUGGGGAUGUUCGUUCAGGGAUUCGCAGGUCCACGAGAGCGGCGCUGGCACCCAGAUCACGAUCGGCAAGGACUCCGACUUGAAGCCCUUUUCCUGCGGAGAACUGAUCCACCGUCAAGAAGACUUCGGCUACGGCAUCUACUCAAUCGAAAUGAUCCCUUCUAGCGUAGUCGGCCAAGUCACUUCCUUCUUCGUGAUCGCAAACGAGGAUACCGAGAUCGAUAUUGAACUCACAGGACUCAAUACCAAGAUCGCCUGGAUGAACAUCUGGCACGACCAUAAACAGAACCCGAUCUCAAUCAAUCUGCCCUUUGACGCUGCCGAUGACUGGCACACAUACUCGUUCGAGUGGCGCAAGAACUUUGUUACUUGGUCUGUCGACGGAAAUGUGGUUUUGAACCGGUCUGAUAUUGCGACCACUCCCCCGGACGAGACCAACUACCGUCUGGUAGUCAAUUCGUGGACGCAGGUUAAUCCUGAGAUCAACAUUAAGUGGGCUGGUCAGUUCAAAUACCCCAAUCGGGGCACUCCUACUUCUCAGUUCAGGAACAUGCGCUACCGCCCGUAA
Messenger RNA from Linnemannia hyalina, 708 nucleotides. Lineage: Eukaryota; Fungi; Mortierellomycota; Mortierellomycetes; Mortierellales; Mortierellaceae. The record is from the annotation of a GenBank genome assembly.